Blastomyces gilchristii SLH14081 is the source of this 789-nucleotide messenger RNA. Its product is annotated as sterol carrier protein 2. Bases 1 to 789 code for a protein of 262 amino acids. The record is from RefSeq and is a predicted model, not a curated record. Lineage: Eukaryota; Fungi; Ascomycota; Eurotiomycetes; Onygenales; Ajellomycetaceae. Gene Ontology annotation, molecular function: acyltransferase activity, transferring groups other than amino-acyl groups. The transcript is spliced from 3 exons.
AUGAAGAGCCCCGCACUUUAUGGCCCAGUCACAAAGCUGCAAUGCUGCCCGACUUCCGACGGCGCUGCUGCUGCUGUCCUUGUGUCAGAACGGUGGCUGCACAAGCAUCCCGAGCCCCAGAGCAAAGCUAUUGAAAUCGCAGGGCAAGCAAUAGUCACUGACCAAGCCGAGACAUUUGGAUCCUCAUCCAUGGAUCUCGUCGGAUUCCAGAUGACAAAGCGUGCGGUCGCCGCCGCGCUCGCAGAAGCAAACACGCCAGUCGCACGCGUAGGCGUCUGCGAGCUGCACGACUGCUUCGCCGCCAACGAGCUGGCCACCAUCGAUGCGUUGGGACUAUGCGAGCCCGGUAAGGCUGGCCAAUUCGUCCGCAGCGGAAACAUCUCUCAUGGCGGUCGCGUAGUCGUCAACCCAUCCGGCGGCCUGAUCUCCAAGGGCCACCCUCUAGGCGCCACCGGGCUCGCUCAAUGCGCAGAGCUGGUCUGGCAACUCAGAGGGUGGGCGAAUAAUCGACUUGCGCCGUACACAACUGUGGCCCUGCAGCAUAAUCUGGGCCUAGACGGUGUUGCUGUGGUGUCUGUGUAUAAGCGCGCGGAUGGGUUGGCAAAUGCUCCCAUGACCGAUAAUGAGGUCUCCGGGGUUUCAGGGGUGAGUUAUAACCCUGCCACGGAAGUAAGGCAGGUCACCGUGGAGCAGAUUAAGAGUGUCUUAAGCAGGCCGCAUAAUAAUCAAUGGGUCCGUGUGGGUGGCCGUGGCGGUGACUUGGAAGCCUCUUUCCUUGCUAGAAUUUGA